AUGCUUUUGGAAGCACCUGGACGAAUGCCUAAUUAUGCCAAGUUCAUGAAGGACAUCAUUUCUAAGAGGCGUGACAUCGACACUAACCUGAUUAUUCUAGCCGAAACUGGUAGUGCUAUUUUGAAGGGUAUGAAGAUCCCAAUGAAGAAGAAAGAUCAAGGAGCGGUCACUAUUCCUUGUACCAUUGGAGAGCGGUCAUUCAAAAAGGCUCUUAUUGACCUAGGAGAAAGUGUGAGUCUCAUGCCGUUAUCCAUUUACAAGAAGCUUGGUAUAGGGGUUGUGCAAGAUACCAUGAUGACACUCCAAUUCACCGAUCAUUUGGUCAAGAAACCCUAUGGUAUUGUUGAAGAUGUUUUGGUGAAAAUUGACAAGUUUGUAUUCCCGGUGGAUUUCGUGAUUCUAGAAAUGCCUGAAGAUGAAGACAUCUCUCUCAUUCUUGGGAGACCCUUUUUAGAGACGCGAAGAUGCUUGAUCAACAUAGAAGAAGGGACUAUGACGUUGAAGGUUUAUGAUGAGGAAUUAAAGAUUGUUGUUUGA
Molecule: messenger RNA, 537 nt
Organism: Lathyrus oleraceus (garden pea)
Lineage: Eukaryota; Viridiplantae; Streptophyta; Magnoliopsida; Fabales; Fabaceae
Exons: 1
Coding region: 1-537 (178 amino acids)
Biological process (GO): proteolysis
Molecular function (GO): aspartic-type endopeptidase activity
Source: RefSeq, a predicted model, not a curated record